AUGACCUCCAGUAAAGACAUGAAGGCAGGUUCUGUGUUGCAGUCCAGCGGCGAGGAGAGGAGACGGGCUCCCUUAGACCAGCUGCCGCCACCGGCCAACUCCAACAAGCCUUUGACGCCGUUCAGUAUUGAGGAUAUCCUUAACAAGCCCUCGGUAAAGAAGUCUGUGGCCAGUAUCUGCCCGCCGAGAGUGCUGGAGAAAGUGACGGGCUCCAACUCUGCGAGGAACGGGAUCACCACUCCCUCCUCGCCGCUGUGCGCGCUGGAGGAGCUCGCCAGUAAAACGUUUAAGGGUCUGGAAGUCAGCGUUAUCCAGGCAGCAGAAGGUCGCGAGCAUGUCAACGCUUUUGGGCAGAGGCAGACGUCUAAAAAGAGGAGAAAGUCGCGGACAGCCUUCACAAACCACCAGAUUUACGAGCUGGAGAAGAGGUUUUUGUACCAGAAGUACCUCUCUCCGGCUGAUCGCGACCAGAUCGCGCAGCAGCUGGGGCUCUCCAACGCGCAGGUGAUCACCUGGUUCCAGAACCGCAGGGCCAAACUCAAGCGGGACCUGGAGGAGAUGAAAGCCGACGUGGAGUCGCUAAAGAAAAUCAACCCACAGACCCUGCAGAAGCUCGUCAGCAUGGACAACAUUGAGGAGUCUGGUGGGGGCCCCGAGGCCAGGUCACCCAGUAUCUCCCCGACCUCCCAAGGACACCGGGCCUUCCCACAGUCCCCCUCCUCAUCCAGAGACCAAACUACGGAUGAAUUCUCGGAGGACGACGAGGAAAUCGAGGUGGACGAUUGACAGUCAGAGGGCCUGUGAUUUUCAUAAGCAACAACAAAAAAUAUU
This is a messenger RNA of Centropristis striata (black sea bass), 831 nucleotides long. RefSeq names its product ladybird homeobox 2 (gene lbx2). The transcript has 2 exons. The record is from RefSeq and is a predicted model, not a curated record. Gene Ontology annotation, biological process: regulation of DNA-templated transcription. Gene Ontology annotation, molecular function: DNA-binding transcription factor activity, RNA polymerase II-specific; DNA binding. Lineage: Eukaryota; Metazoa; Chordata; Actinopteri; Perciformes; Serranidae. Bases 1 to 786 code for a protein of 261 amino acids.